Molecule: messenger RNA, 1308 nt
Organism: Betta splendens (Siamese fighting fish)
Lineage: Eukaryota; Metazoa; Chordata; Actinopteri; Anabantiformes; Osphronemidae
Gene: srd5a3
Product: steroid 5 alpha-reductase 3
Exons: 5
Coding region: 32-982 (316 amino acids)
Biological process (GO): polyprenol catabolic process; dolichol-linked oligosaccharide biosynthetic process
Cellular component (GO): endoplasmic reticulum
Molecular function (GO): 3-oxo-5-alpha-steroid 4-dehydrogenase activity
Source: RefSeq, a predicted model, not a curated record
UGACGGUCUCUUUUCAGCGUUACACAAAACAAUGCUCACGACUUUACGCUCCCACUCUUUGAACCUCCUUGAUGCGUUAUGGUGUUUUCUGGCUUUAUGCUUUCUUGUAGCAUUCUGCAUUCACAAAACCUCGAGAAGAUAUGAAACAUGUCGCCUCUAUGUGUUAUUUCAGGAUCUUAUCCGUUAUGGAAAAACCAAACAGCACCUCAAACGAGACGAGUGGCUGCGUGUGUUUGACGUCCCAAAAAGGUGGUUCUGGCACUUCUAUGCCGUCUCUGUUUGCUGGAACGGAUUUCUCCUCAUCGUCUACCUUGUCUUAGUCUCACAGCAUCAGUCACAGGAUCCUAGUCACCAGUGGCUGGCUGGUAUUUUGGCUAUUUUAACAGGUUUACCAGACUUUGCCAUUCAAGUCCCACAGUUGUCUACUCUGCUGGUGCAGCUGCUGCUCUGGGUCCAUUCCCUCAGGAGGCUGCUGGAGUGCCUGUUUGUCAGUGUUUUCUCUGAUGGAGCCAUGCAUUUGGUGCAGUAUGCCUUUGGACUGGGGUAUUAUCUUGUGCUAGGCUUGACGGUGCUCGGCUCAGAUAGGCUAGAGACAGGGACGGGCACUCUCCUUUCUCAGCUGGAAUGGUUUCAUGUUGCUGGGUUUGGACUUUUUGCUGGUGCUUCACUGCUGCAGCAUCAGUCAAUGCUCCUGCUGGCCAGGCUUCGUACUGGGAGGUCAGGAGCAGUGGAGACUCUGGCACACAGGCUGCCAAGGGGAGGCUGGUUUGAGGUGGUUUCGUGCCCACAUUACUUUGCUGAGCUUCUGAUCUAUGUCUCAUUCAGCUUGAUUUUCGGCGGUUUGUCUUUUACCUGGUGGCUUGUUGUCCUUUAUGUGUUCUUCAACCAGGCACUGGCAGCACAGCUUUGUCAUGACCUUUACCUUAGUAAAUAUGAGUCUUACCCAAAGCACAGAAAAGCAUUUAUACCUUUUUUGCUAUGAAUACACUCAUUUUUAUUUCUACAUUGUUUGAAUGUUUUGUUUUAUAAAGCAGGUAAUUGCAUUUAAAAUGUCUGGCAUAUCUGGGAAUCUGAGAGUAUGGGAGUAAACUUAUCGCCCUUAGAAUUCACAUGGUGCUUCUUUCCAAAUGAAGCCAAGAGAUUUCUGUGAGGAUUUGUGCCUAUUCAAUACAGCAAGACCAUUUGUUCAUAAAAUAAUAUACUUUUAUGUAAUGACAAGAUUUAUUUGUACAUCAUGCCAACUCAUCAGAUCACUUGGAAUUGAGUUCCUGCCCUGUGAAAAUAAAAAAUAAAUAUUUGUAUAAUCUA